UCGGCUUUACGCCACCUCGCACUUUUUCAGUCCCCUCCUCACUCAUUCUCUAGCUUCUGCCUCUCUCUCUAAAACCCCUCUCUCUCUCUCUCUAGAAAAUUCACUGACAGUUUUUUUCCAUCACCGCUCGUUGAUCGUGAUGAUGAUGAGGUUGAAGUAGAAUGCAUAUUCUCAUUUUGUGGUAAUUCAAUGGAUUAAGUAGUGUUCUGGUGCAGUUUUUGUGAAAUUUAUUGAUUACGAGACAUUUCCUCGAUGGGGGGAGCUUGUUCUAGGAAGAGUGACCAACGCGACAAUGAAGAAAUUUUGCACAGAGGGGUAUCUAGAAAGUAUUGUAAAAGUGGGAGUUCAAAGUGGUUGGCAACCUCAUUUUCUAGACCUGCUAUAGAUAUUCAGCUAGGAAGAGGGAACUGCCCACCACUUAUGGACUUGUGCAUACGUAAAAUAUGUGAGGACAUUGAUAGAUAUAACACUUUUUCUACGCUCCCAAGGGAUAUUAGCCAGCAGAUCUUUAAUGAAUUGGUAUAUUCCCAACGUCUAACUGAUGUUUCUCUCAAAGCCUUCCGAGAUUGUGCUAUCCAGGAUCUUUACUUGGGAGAAUACCCUGGGGUGAAUGAUAGUUGGAUGGAUGUAAUCUCUUCACAGGGGCCAUCUUUACUUUCUGUUGAUCUAUCGGGCUCUGAAGUUACUGAUACAGGACUGCUUCAUCUCAAAGAUUGCACAAAUCUUCUAGCCUUAAAUUUUGAUUAUUGUGACCAAAUUUCUGACCGUGGGCUGGAACUAAUAAGUGGUCUCUCAGACUUGACAAGUUUGAGUUUUAGAAGAAACAAUGCAAUUACUGCUAAGGGAAUGAAUGCCUUUACCAAUUUAGUUAACUUGGUUAAGUUGGACUUGGAGAGAUGUCCUGAGAUUCAUGGUGGGCUAAUUAAUCUUAAAGGUUUAUCAAAAUUGGAGUCUCUCAAUCUCAAGUGCUGUAAUUGCAUUACGGAUGAUGACAUGAUGCCUCUCUCUGGGCUUACAAACUUGAAGGCUUUACAGAUUUCAUGCAGCAAGGUUACAAAUGUUGGCAUUACUUUCUUGAAAGGGCUGCCCAAACUCUCUCUGUUGAACUUGGAGGGAUGCCGAGUUACUGCUGCAUGCUUGGACUCUCUUUCAGCUCUUGCUGCCUUGUUAUAUUUGAAUCUUAACAGAUGUAAGCUGCCUGAUGAUGGAUGCGAGAACCUUUCCAGAUUUAGGAACUUAAAAGUAUUAAAUUUAGGGUUCAAUGAUAUCACAGAUGCAUGCUUGGUGCACUUGAAAGGUCUUACAAAUUUGGAAAGCUUGAACUUGGACUCAUGUAGGAUUGGUGAUGAAGGGCUGGUUAACUUGACAGGCCUUCGGCAUCUCAAAUGCUUGGAAUUGUCUGAUACUGAAGUUGGAAGUAGUGGACUUCGCCAUCUAUCUGGUUUGGCUAACCUGGAGAGUUUAAAUUUAUCAUUCACUGCUGUUGAUGAUGGUGGGUUAAGAAAAUUGUCUGGACUCUCAUCUCUUAAAUCACUCAAUUUGGAUGUUCGCCAAAUUUCAGAUGCUGGACUUGCAGCUCUUACUAGUUUGACUGGGUUAACUCAUCUUGAUCUUUUUGGAGCUCGUAUUACAGACGGUGGAACAAACCAUCUGCGAAACUUUAAAAACCUGAGGUCCCUAGAAAUAUGUGGUGGAGGACUGACUGAUACAGGUGUCAAGAAUAUCAAGAAUCUUUCAUACCUGAGGCUGCUAAAUCUAUCACAAAACUCCAACCUGACAGAUAAAACCUUGGAGUUGAUUUCUGGCUUGACAGAAUUGGUCUCUUUAAAUGUUUCAAAUUCUCGUAUCACUAGUGUGGGACUGCGUCAUUUGAAGACACUGAAGAAUAUGAAAUCGCUGACAUUGGAGGGCUGUAAGGUGACAGCAAAUGAUAUAAAGAGGCUUCAGUCAACUGAUCUCCCCAAUCUGGUAAGCUUCCGUCCUGAGUAGUUAUGGAGGCGUCAUAAAAGAUCUCCGUAAAAAGCCACUGUUGGUGUAGUGGGGGAACUAUGUAUAAAAUAACAUUUAAGGUGACGAGAGGUUUGUUGUAUUGUACAUAUGGUUAGACCUGAGGGGGAAAUGUAUUGUGGCUCAGGAAGUACAAAUUCUAAGAAUAUCCCAAUGCUAUAUGUGAAGCUUUCUUUUGGAUCAUUUAUGGUACAGAAGAAAAAUGUAGAUAAGCUUCCUUGGCAAGGGUCUGAUGAUGCUCUUUUCCAGCUGUUUCGUUUGUAUAUAAAUGCUGGUGUAAGUUUUUUGUGAACAUUUUGAAUUGAUGCCUUUGGUGGCUUGAUUGAAUGCUUUCUUAUAAUAUAUGUAAAUUACCAAGUUUUACGAGAA
This is a messenger RNA of Quercus robur (English oak), 2376 nucleotides long. RefSeq lists its product as uncharacterized. The transcript is spliced from 16 exons. Gene Ontology annotation, molecular function: protein binding. Gene Ontology annotation, cellular component: SCF ubiquitin ligase complex. Gene Ontology annotation, biological process: SCF-dependent proteasomal ubiquitin-dependent protein catabolic process. The record is from RefSeq and is a predicted model, not a curated record. Lineage: Eukaryota; Viridiplantae; Streptophyta; Magnoliopsida; Fagales; Fagaceae. The coding region runs from base 253 to 1989 and encodes 578 amino acids.